GUAAUCGAUCACUAAACCCCGAGGAAAUCACUGGAUUCUCACCGUCUCCACUCAAAACUUCCAAUGGCCGCUCCUUUGCUACUCAGGGGCAUCCCGCUCCUGCGCCUUCGGCUGGCCGCCAGGCUCCUCGCCCCGGCCCGAAAAACUAUAUGUUCAGCCACAUCUUCCGAGCCGACUCAGCCGGACGAGAACGUAAUUUCUGAAGACAAAACCACCGCAACAGUCUUUACCAUGAAGGACCCUCCCAACUACAGCAAGUGGAACGAUCCUGAUUACAGGAAGUGGGAAGAUAAAGAGAAUGAGAUUCUUCGAGAUAUCCAGCCUAUAAUGUUUCUUGCCAAAGAGAUUAUUCACUCCGACAGGUAUAUGGAUGGAGAACGUCUAACAGCAGAAGAUGCGAGAGCUGUGGUAGAAAAUCUUCUUGUUUAUCAUCCACAUUGUGAAGAUAAAGUUGGAUCUGGUCUUGAUUCGAUUAUGGUUGAUCGACAUCCUGAAUACAGGCAUUCAAGGUGCCUGUAUGUUGUUAGAACCGAUGGUGGAUGGAUAGAUUUCUCCUACCAGAAGUGUCUUCGAGCAUACAUUCAAGAUAAGUAUCCAUCCUAUGCUGAAAGAUUUAUUCGAGAACAUUUUAAACGUGGUAGUGGUUGA
Molecule: messenger RNA, 648 nt
Organism: Pistacia vera
Lineage: Eukaryota; Viridiplantae; Streptophyta; Magnoliopsida; Sapindales; Anacardiaceae
Product: protein DCL, chloroplastic-like
Exons: 3
Coding region: 64-648 (194 amino acids)
Biological process (GO): chloroplast organization; chloroplast rRNA processing
Cellular component (GO): chloroplast
Source: RefSeq, a predicted model, not a curated record